Mixia osmundae IAM 14324 is the source of this 675-nucleotide messenger RNA. RefSeq lists its product as uncharacterized. The coding region runs from base 1 to 675 and encodes 224 amino acids. Gene Ontology annotation, cellular component: mitochondrial inner membrane; TIM23 mitochondrial import inner membrane translocase complex. Gene Ontology annotation, molecular function: transmembrane protein transporter activity. The record is from RefSeq and is a predicted model, not a curated record. Gene Ontology annotation, biological process: protein import into mitochondrial matrix. Lineage: Eukaryota; Fungi; Basidiomycota; Mixiomycetes; Mixiales; Mixiaceae. The transcript is spliced from 6 exons.
AUGGCGCAUCAUGAUCAUACGAGGGAUCCUUGUCCCUGGGUCGUCUUCAACGAUUUUGGCGGCGCAUUUUCAAGCCAACAGGCCGUAGGAGGUACGAUCUGGCAUGGCAUCAAAGGAGCUCGCAACUCGCCAAGGGGAGACGCCCUCAUAGGUUCUAUCGCUGCCAUCAAGGCGCGAGCGCCCGUCGUCGGGGGGAAUUUUGGCAUCUGGGGAGGCAUGUUCUCCUCCUUCGAUUGCGCUGUCAAGGGCGUCAGGCAAAAAGAAGAUGCUUGGAAUGCUAUCAUCGCCGGCUUCUUCACAGGCGGGUGUCUGGCAGCGCGAUCCGGUCCCCGGUCGGCACUCGGCUCUGCAAUAGGUUGCGGUAUAUUACUGGGCGUCUUCGAAGGUGUCGGCGUGCUUGCCGGACGCAUGUUUGCGACAAUGAACAAGCCACAAGCGCCGAUAGUCUGUCUCGUGGCGUCCGGCUCGAGCCGAGCUGAUACUUUUCAUUCGGAUGCAGAUGCCCGACGCGCCCAUGACCCCUGCAUCUGGUCCCGCUGCCCCCACGCCGGCGUGAGCGCCGGACUGGCCCGUCCCUUUUUCUGUCCGUACACUACUCGCAGACGAGCCCUGUAUUCGCUGUAUGCAGACUGCAUCUUCGCAAGCCAGCGCGCAGCUCGAUCUCGCAUGACCUGA